Messenger RNA from Dromaius novaehollandiae (emu), 764 nucleotides. RefSeq names its product ADP ribosylation factor like GTPase 2 (gene ARL2). Lineage: Eukaryota; Metazoa; Chordata; Aves; Casuariiformes; Dromaiidae. The record is from RefSeq and is a predicted model, not a curated record. Gene Ontology annotation, biological process: protein folding. The transcript is spliced from 5 exons. Bases 34 to 645 code for a protein of 203 amino acids. Gene Ontology annotation, cellular component: cytoplasm; microtubule cytoskeleton. Gene Ontology annotation, molecular function: GTP binding; GTPase activity.
GGCGCGGGGCGGGCGGCGCGGGCGGGGCGGCCAAUGGGAGGCGGGCGGGGCGGCGGGGCGGCCAAUGGGCGGGGGCGGCGCGCGGCGGCCAUGGGGCUCCUCACCAUCCUCAAGAAGAUGCGGCGCAAGGAGCGCGAGCUGCGGCUGCUCAUGCUGGGCCUGGACAACGCGGGCAAGACGACCAUCCUGAAGAAGUUCAACGGGGAGGACGUGGCCACCAUCUCGCCCACGCUGGGCUUCAACAUCAAGACGCUGGAGCAUCGCGGGUUCAAGCUGAACGUGUGGGACGUGGGCGGCCAGAGCUCGCUGCGUUCCUACUGGCGCAACUACUUCGAGAGCACCGACGGGCUGGUCUGGGUGGUGGACAGCGGCGACCGGCCCCGGCUGCGGCUCUGCGCCCACGAGCUGCGGGGGCUCCUCCGCGAGGAGCGCCUGGCCGGCGCCACCCUCCUCAUCUUCGCCAACAAGCAGGACCUGCCGGGGGCCCUGUCGGCCACCGCCAUCCGCGAGGCGCUGGACCUCGACGGCAUCCAGAGCCACCACUGGUGCAUCCAGGCCUGCAGCGCCUUCACGGGCCAGAACCUGCUGGCCGGCAUCGACUGGCUGCUGGACGACAUCGCCGGGCGCGUCUUCACCGCCGACUGACCCCCCCCGGACGCCUGGGCCCCCCCCCGGACACCUGGGCCCACCCCGGACACCUCCCCCCUCCCCGGAGCCCGUUUGGGGUGAAUAAACAUGGGGGCUGCAGCUCCCCCCCCCCCAUG